CCGCAGUAACAGGGUAUCAGCAUCCCAGUGAAUCAGCAUCAGGUCAUGCCAGUCAGUUCUACAUAGCUCUGCUGGACUCUAACAACAAGGAACAGAGGCUGGAUGAGAAAGAGGACCUUCUGGCGGACCUCCCUGAAGAUGCAACCUUGGAGCUGGUGUGGAAGAACAACGAGCGUCUGAAGGAGUAUGUGCUGGUGAGCUCCAAGGAGCUGGAGUAUGAGGAGGACCCUGGCUCUCUGAGUGAGACAGCCAGAGCAGGACACUUCACCCUGGAGCAGUGCCUCAACCUCUUCACUAAGCCAGAGGUGCUGGCUCCAGAGGAGGCAUGGUACUGUCCAAAGUGCCAGCAGCACAGAGAAGCCUCCAAGCAGCUGCUGCUGUGGCGUCUGCCCAAUGUUUUGAUCAUCCAGCUCAAACGCUUCUCCUUCAGGAGCUUCAUCUGGAGGGAUAAAAUCAACGACAUGGUAGACUUUCCUGUCAGGAAUCUGGAUCUCAGUAAAUUCUGCAUUGGACAGAAGGAUGAGAUGCAACAACCUCCAAUCUAUGACUUAUAUGCAGUCAUCAACCACUAUGGAGGAAUGAUAGGAGGCCACUACACGGCCUACGCUCGCCUGCCAAGUGACAAGAACAGCCAGCGCAGUGAUGUUG
This is a messenger RNA of Plectropomus leopardus (leopard coralgrouper), 648 nucleotides long. NCBI's taxonomy places the organism in Eukaryota, Metazoa, Chordata, Actinopteri, Perciformes, Serranidae. The record is from RefSeq and is a predicted model, not a curated record.